CUUCCAAAGCCUCCUCACCACCCUGUGACCUCUUGACCUUUUAUAGGGCGUACUCUGACCCCAUGAGUGAGGCUCCCUAGUCUCUCCUAGGCUCCCUUCUGCAUCAUGUACAAGAGGGCAGGGGAGUAGGGCUUUAUCUGAUGAGCUCAUCUGCUCGCUCUCCGGGCGUGGUACCACAGUCACAAACUGGGAUCGCGGUCUCUGGGAGUAACAAGUACGUGUCUUUGUACGUUCUUCUCUCAGGAAUAAUUGGCGGCGUGCUGCUCAUCCUUUCACUCGUCCUUUUCUGCAAAUAUUGUCGCGGAAAAUUUCAAGGGGCAGAAGGCGUGGGGGUGAGCACAGGAGGUAACUGGGUUUUGAGGGAAGCUUCCUUCAGUCUAGAGCGACCUGAUCAUGAGGAGGGCAGUAUCAGUGCAGGUGACAGGGACAGAGAGGAGGUACAGGACAGGCGGGGGUCCUGGUCGAGCACUCACAGUAGAUACGACCCCAGUGAGGAGAGCAUUCCAGGUGCAGAAGGUGUUCAUACCGAAAUGGAAGACUCACCUAGAAUUUGCAAGGUUUCCAAUUCUUCCAGAUUGGUGGAUGACCAUGUAAAGACAAAUAUUUUUCUUCAUCGACAAAAGUCUUCUACACACCACUCGCCACCUGUCACUUGCUUUUCCAAACCGAAUCCAGAGGCAGUGGAAUGUGAGGUGGCGGUAGAGAUUCAUCCUGGGCCCAACGUCAAUAGUUCUUCCUCUCUGAAGGGCGGACAGCCUCCUCUGAUACGGCACGCUAGCGUCUCAAGUCUCGACCCUUGCCACGCUGUCUCCAAGGGGAACUGGGAACGAUCAGAAGAAGUAGACGGUGAAGGCGAGCAACGUGUCCCGUGGCGAGCUUCCAGCACUGACUGGACCAAGCUGGAGACCAGCCUGGAUUUCUGGAGACAAGAGCACUCCAGAGCCCAACAAGAGGACUCUAGCCGGCUAAGCAAAGUGCGCUACAAUGAUACUGGCAGUCUCGAGGAGGUCAGUGUAGAUAACUGUGUGGACUACUUUGUGGAGGAUGAAAUAAUGGUGCAUUUGGAGGCUGACAGGGAAAAUAUGAGACAACAAUACCGGAGAUUGUGGCAGUUGAGGGCGACCCUAGAGGAAGACGAGGACAGCAAGAAGCCGAGUGUGAAGCACCAGUCCGUACCCACUCAACCCGCUCCCCCAUCCCCUGACCAAUCACCUGAUCCAGAGGCACCCGGCAGUCACACGACGUCGUUCGAGUCGAAUACAGAGCCUCUUCUCGAGGAGACCAGGUUCCCACCUCAUUUACUGCAGUUGCCGUCUUACGAAACGCGACGGCAGAACUACCGCAACAUUCUCAACUGGCGACUGCGCAAGAUGGAAGCGAGAAACGCGCGGAGGCACGGGACAGUCGGCCGACAAACCUCCUUGGAGGAUACGAGCUUCGAUUCCAUGGACACGGUAGACACCGAAGAGUCCUCGACGGACGCAAGUCGUCUAGACCAGGCAACAACGAGUUUCGAGAGCACAACGGACAAUACGGACAGUCCAGGCGAGCAGCAGGUACACAGGCUGCAGCAGCUGCGCGCUGACAGUGGGUAUCGUAGCCUCGAGAACCCAGUACCCAAUAGUCUCAAACUGCUGUAUCCUCAGCAGCACGUGAUCAGCUCUGACGGUGACCCUCCACACCGCAUCCCAUCCCUCGGGGAAAGUUUCGAGGACGUGUCAGAGGCCGAGGAAGCCAUUCUAGACGAUAUUGACAUCGAAGGGUGCCCGAUUCAGAGGCAUUCUUGUGCGGAGUCGGAGCUAGACGAAGGGGUAGCGGGACUGAGGUCACCACCGUACUCUCUGUACGAGAGCACCUCGUGGGACGGGCGGAGGAAACCUGGAGGCCAACCUACGUCCAAGAAGAGAAGAGACUUAGGUGGAAGUGCGGAAUACACGAGAGACUACUCGGUAGACGAGAAGAGUGACGCGCUCUUCAGAGAGUUCAGCAGAUGUGAGGUAGACAGCAAACGUCACCACAGGCUGACGGCGUACCGGAGACUGCGAGGACCCUACCCUUACCCCAAACUGAACGAGCCUCAGGCAGACUGCGUCCUCGGAUUCAGUCUCAUAGACGACGAGGUCACAUUGGCCUCGGUUCCUAUCAUCAGGGUAGCUCCUGACGAAGACUCCUCCGACCACGUCUAAAUAUGAGCCGUCAACGCCAAGUACUUCGUUUACCAAACGUGAUUUGAAAUCAAUGGUCCAUUUUAAUCAUAUGUGAUGUAUUUUUCUGAUAAUGUUUAUAAGCGAAGACGAUGUUGUGUAUAUUCUGUUUUGUAUAGUUUAAUAAACUAGUUUGCAGUAGUUACGGACUUGUUACCUGACUCUCGGUUCAUUGUAAUGUCACGUUCAAUGUUUUCUCCUUGAUUUAGAUGUUUACGUUAUCUUUUCAUUUGCUAUAGCAUGUUGUAAAUACGUUCAUCAUACUUUCACUAUGUGUAAAUAGCAAAACAGCAGGUAAAUUAAAAUUCUAUAAUUCGAUUAUUUUUAUUUGAUCUCGACAUCUUAGAUAAAUUGUGAAGUAAAGCGUUCAAAGGAAGCUUCAGAUGCCUCAAACAAGAUAUUAGAUCAUACAAGAAAGAAACUUCUAUAAAUAGUGUCUUGACAUACAACUACACUGUAUAUCCAGGCACAAAAGGUUUAAAGAUCUGUAUUGACUACCUACCAAUCUAAUAGCCCACUAUUUCACUAAACCAAUGACAUUUACGUCAUUUAAGUUUGAUUCAGUUUCAUAGUUUUCAAGAGUUGAACAGACUAAUUUGUUUUAAAUUUUAAAUUUAUGUUAUCCCUUUCCAAAAAUACAGUAUAGGAAUCAUUUUCAACUUUUAAAUAGUAACAUAAAUCUUUUGUAUUUCUAUAAAAAGACCAAAAUAAUUUAAUUGCAAUGUUAUAGUGUAUAUACAAGAUUUCGAUUCGGGUAUGUAUUCUUGAAGCCAAACCUGAAGUUUUACUGUGUUCAGAUCCAUCGUCUAAAACAGUUUCUGUACUCAAAUAUGCACGGAAAAAGGUUAUAAGUCAACAUUGCUUUAAUGUUUACACUUAAUUUUGUUGCUUCUUUGAUGAACUGUAGAGAACUACUAUAAAAUGAAAAUAAAAUAUUUUGAGGCAUCAGAGCAGUAAUGGAAUGGCUAGGAAGAAAUAAUUUUGCUCAAUACAUGUUGUUUUGUAAUAACUCACCAUGCUUACUAGUGAUAGAUCCAGGUAAUAGGGAUUGGCCGAUCGGGGGUUAAUAUAGACAAUAACAGUUUGAUUGAACUAUCGAAAUUGUUAUAAAUCACGUGUAUCAGACGGACUGUCAUCAACACCAUACGUUUUCAUUAUUUAGCUCUUAAUGAGCUGCUUAAUUUUUUUUAUUAAACUAUUAAUAAUAAGCACAUUUUCAUAUUUUCUUUGUGUAUUUAAAUGUGUUACUAGUUUCAUAACAAUUUGCACAACCUACUUGAAUAAGCUGAUAUUUUUUUAAACCUGACUGAUUUAAUAAGGUGCAAGCAAAGUGCUUAAGGUGCAUUCUUGUAACUGAUUAUACUCGUAUACAAGCUUUACAGUCAUGAAGGAUUUUUCUAAUACAAUAAAAGGUCCAUCUAUAAGUUAGUUUUCAAUUUAAGUUAUCGUUGGAGGGAAGUAUAAAUUUAAUGUAAGUGGUUACACUUUGUGAAAACACUAACUUAAGUUAUUGCAGUACUUAUGUAAGUGAUCUAUCUACCUUGAAACCUAAUUUAGGAGUGAAAUUAUCUUAGAUGUUCAUUUUUUACCUCCAUUUAUGGCCUAAUUCACAUGGUACGAUCAUUAUUUUGAAAGGUUUUAAUGUUAAUAUUGGUUUUUACUAUAUAUUUACGAAUUAUUUAUUUCUGAUAUCUGAACUGUAUUGCAAUGAAAAUUGCAGGUCACAGAACACAAAUAUCAUGAAUGUAACUUAUGAAUAACAAUUACAUAUCAUAAAUGUGUUUGCAUAAGUUCAUGUGUAGUUGAGUUUUCGAGCACGUUUUUAAACUAAAGAAUAGAAUGUUUUAUAAAGAUGUUAUAAGGAAUUUUUAUUUCACCACACUCACUGUUAUCUGUGAGUGUAGGCUACUUGUCUCUUAUAUAAAUCAGGAUAGUUCAUAGAAUUAAAUAACCGUCACAUUAAGAAAAUUGUUUCGUACAAAUAUACGUUACGUUUAUAUCUUAGGUAUAUCUUGCUUUCACUAUUUUGCACACUAACUGAACAUAUAGUGAACAGUAUUUUUAAACCACAAUACUUUUUAGUGUAUGUUUUUAGAAAAAUCAACGGACAUUAGCUAGUAAAUUACAAAUCUUUAUUUAUAGUAUAAUAUUAUCAGUUAUUGGUGCACAAAAGUUUCAACGCCAGCGUUAUUUACGUUUUAAUAUUAAAUAUAUGUGGAUUAUUCUAGAUUGUUAUUAUAAUUAUUUUGCCAUUUGUUGAAUAACACAAAGAUUUCAAGGUUGUUACUACUGUGAUGGUUUAUUGUAAGAUUUUGUAUUAUAUUCGUUAUUUUCUAUUGGGUAAUGUUCUACACGAAACCACCUGUUUGUAAAAUACAAUACAUGUUUCCAACAAUGACACAAUAUUUUUAUCACUAAAUAUUUAAUAGUUUAUAUUACUUAUACAACUGAUUACAAUAUUUAGUGAAGGAAUGGUAGAUCUGCACCUUACAUACUAGAGUACCCUAGAAUAUCAAGUUUUAAAUAAUUGAUUUAAAACAGAGAUUUAAACCAACAGACGUGUUGUCUCAUAAAAUGUACUACUCUUAAAUAAAUUUCAUAGCGUUCAACGAUGUUUAUAGAGACAAUUUACACUGUUCGAUUAAGUAAUACUAUUGUUUGCAAUAAUUUACUAAAACACAACACUCAAGUAUCCCGACUUUAAGUCUAAAAAGCAAUGUUUUAGGGAAUUUUAUUUAGCGCUCGUCCAUCCUACUUCUUUUAUUUAGUAUUAAAACAAUAUACUACAUAAUAAUUGUUUGUUGCCUAUGAAUGGAAUGUGUUACAAUAACAAUACUAAUUUGUAUAUGUUGUUCGCAUUUAUAUAAUUAUUUUAUAUACUUUACUAAGUUUGGUAAAAUGUGGCCAAGCACUUUUACUGGGAGUAAGUUAAGAAACAAAUCUUUAUGUAUCGUGCUUUAUUGAUUUCUUCUUAUAGUAUAAAAUGAAUAUCUUUCAAAACCCACGGAGCCAUUGAUUACAGGUUGGCUAUAGAUUACGAUAUUAAAUAGUAAUUACCGUACUCGCAAAGCCAUAACAAAAAGAAUGAAAAUCUGAAAGAUAAGAUCGAUCUGAUGUGACAUGUAAGCUGAAUUUUAGCCAAUAAGAGCAAUCUUAAACCUCAAACCCGUUUACACCCAUAUUUGUAUCCAUGAAGAAUUAUGAAAGCUGUGUCUUUUUAUAAUUAUCUACGCAUCUGAAUACGUUUAGUUUUUCAAUAAUGUUAUUAAUUAUUGGGGGGGGGGAAUUCUCUAACUUAUUACUUAUUUGUGUAUAUAUUCAAAAAUACACGCUUUACAAGUCAGAUGCUCAAGCAUUUGAAUGCAUAUUAAUCAUAUAUUUGAAAUGAAACUCCUCUCUUUAUUCUACGGUCGGUCACAAAUAAAUGCCUAAAUGCGUUUGAAGACUAACACAUAUAUUAUAGGGUAAACUUCAAGGUCGUUGUCCUACAGCCGAUUCUUUACGUCACUUAAUGGCUUACACUUCACAGUUAAUGUCUCAGCUUAGUUAUUGUUCAUAAACAUAAUAAUUUGACAAAUCCUUAUGUUUUGAACGUAAUGACAACAUUUAACUAGCCUUAGGCUUAAGAAAUCUAAAUGUUCUUUUAUAUAAAGUGAAACAAUUUUCAUGCAUUCACAGUGUGCACAAAACAGUUGUAUCUGCAUCUGUCAAAUUUUGGUAUAAGCCAUAUAUUUUCGGGUCAAGUUUGUGAAUGUAAAUUCUUAAGUGUCUUGGAUAUAUAAUCUUUUUUCUCUGGGACACAUUUGGACUCUAGUGGAUCUUCUACUGUACAAAUCUCCAGGUAAAAUUUGAUAACUUUUUAUCGAUUUUGUUAUAUAAAAAUGAAACUAUGCCUAUCUACAUAGAAUCUAAAAACUACUUUCUACGCCAUCAUGAUUGACCCUACACCCGUGAGAAGUCCCUCAAAAUUUGAACUGAAACUUAAUAAGUGAAUAAUUUCAAAAUCUUUUGAUAAAAAUAAAGCAAUAACUCCAAAUAACGUGUAAUUAAAAUGUAGAAAAGAGCAUCUUUCGUUUACAGUCAAGUAAUAGAAUCAGUUUAUAACCGUUUUACGAUUAAACUGACAAAUUCUCACCAAAGAUAUGUCGAUAAGUUAGCCUGGCUUUAAAUACCACAGAUCACUUGUGACUAUUAUGUGAGUAGAAUGGUAUAUGCUUUAAAAUUUUAAAAUUAACAUUUCCUUUUCAAUAUUUUUAGUAUUUCAUGCAUUUCGAUACUGUGAUAUACAAUGAAAAUGAUGCUCUGAUAUUGUUCAUAGAAUAUUUUGGUGUUCAUGGAAUCUUCCAGAAUAACAUUUUGUUUAACUACCAUAGCAAUAGUUUGCAUUAAAGUUUCAAAAUUAUCUUUUUUUUUUACUCUAUGUAUUUAUACUUACGAAACUGUCUGUAAUUUGGUCUUUGACUAUAUUUGCAGCCAAGGUUUCACACAGUACUAGUGUACUACUGGACCUCAAAGAAACGUUAAUUUCUCUACAUUCUUUAAUGGCGAAAAACUUACUUUUCAGCGACUUAUAUUCAUACAAAAUGUUAUAUAAAUGUGAACUUGUUUUAAUCGACCCAAUAACAUUGUAUUAUUCGAGAAACUGUAUCAAGCUAAGUAAGUGAUGUGAUCUUUUAUGAUAAGUUUUUAAUAAUACUUGUAAACUUGUAGCCUUGAACUUGUAAAUUUGAAAUUGCUAUUGUAUAAAUGAUAAUAAAAUGUUUUGUUUUUAAACA
Molecule: messenger RNA, 6979 nt
Organism: Homalodisca vitripennis (glassy-winged sharpshooter)
Lineage: Eukaryota; Metazoa; Arthropoda; Insecta; Hemiptera; Cicadellidae
Exons: 14
Coding region: 141-2186 (681 amino acids)
Biological process (GO): negative regulation of calcium ion-dependent exocytosis; negative regulation of voltage-gated calcium channel activity
Cellular component (GO): secretory granule; plasma membrane
Molecular function (GO): transmembrane transporter binding
Source: RefSeq, a predicted model, not a curated record